AUGAUAGCAUUAAAAUCCAAAUUUUGGGAUGUUUCUGUGAAUGAUGCUGUUGUUGCUGCUGCCAUCUCUAAGUUGAAAGAAUUAUUAAAAGAAUAUGAUCUAAAGGAUAUUUACAAUAUGGAUAAAACUAGUCUUGAACCUAAUACAACUUUAGCUACUAAAUGCCUUAAAGGAAAAAAAAAGAUUUGA
Molecule: messenger RNA, 189 nt
Organism: Cetraspora pellucida
Lineage: Eukaryota; Fungi; Glomeromycota; Glomeromycetes; Diversisporales; Gigasporaceae
Source: the annotation of a GenBank genome assembly